CACGCUCCAUCGUGAUUCGUGAUAGACGUUGCUCCGCAAGGUAACAACGAUCGUUCGAACCAUGACAUGCACACCCGUCCCUACCGUGAUAAUGUCCAAAAUGCACGCUGUUUUAAUUAAAGACGGGCAGGGUCCCAUUGAGAACCUCUACAUUGGGGAGACAGAUAAGCCGGUCCCAACGAAGGGACAGGUUUUGGUAAAGAUUGUCGCAUUCGGCAUUAAUAGCAUGGACCAUUAUCAGCGUCAGGGCGCUUCCUACAUUCUCGGUGUGGAAUUCUCUGGACGUGGAGUAACAAGAUGGGCUGUUGGUGAUGAAGUAUUUGGUCUCGUGGGCGGCGGAGCUUAUGCGGAGUUCGUAAACUGUGACGAAGGACUCUUGUUGAAGAAGCCCGGUCACUUAUCUUGGGUGGAGGCAGCCAGCAUACCAGAAAACUAUAUUACAGCCUAUCAAGCUCUCGUGAAGUACGGGGAAGUCAAGAAGGGCGAUCAUGUACUCGUCCAUGCAGGCGCUUCGGGUGUAGGCAUUGCGGCUAUCCAAAUGGCAAGAGCAUUAGGAGCGACAACCGUUACUGCAACGGCGUCUACCACAGCAAAACUCGAUUGGCUGCGAUCUAUUCCUAACGGGGCGACACAUACUGUCAAUUACAAAACUGAAGACUUUGCCGCGGAAGGUGUCGAUGUUGUCAUAGAUUUCGUUGGACAAAGUCAUUGGGCCAAGAAUGUGGAAUCCCUCGCCAUUGAUGGUAGGAUGACGAUAUUAGCUACUUUGAGUGGGAGCGAGGUCCCCGCGGUCAACCUUGGCCCGAUCCUUUACAAGCGUCUCCGCAUUCAAGGUUCUACGCUGCGUUCCCGUAGUCUCCAGUACCAGACCGAGCUCAUCUCAAGCUUAAAUUUCCGUGAUAUAAUCGAUAAGGUGACUGGCGCCAACGGAGGUGGCCCGAUGCGGACUUACAUUCACAAAGUGAGUACAUUCUUCUGCUCUUCUCAUCCCGUCAGACACGGACGUACAACUCCACAGGUGUAUCCUUGGGCAGAAAUCCAAAGUGCUCAUCACGAGAUGGCCGACAAUAAGAAUAGCGGGAAGAUCGUUGUUGAAGUUCAAUAGAAACCCCGCUUGCACUAGGCGUCGAUGCUGAUGCUGCACCUGCUUCGCUUUCAUUCUUGGCCUUUUCCUUGUGGCGUUCUGUGUGAGGUGUUAGUGGUGAGGUGAACGUGGGAACCUCAGGUGCUUUCUUAGUAAUAUCAGUCUGCGCGCCUAGUGGAAAUAGAUGUCAGGCAAGCCCAUUUUCCGUUUGCUCCGACUGUAUUGUUCUGAAGACUUCCCCACUCAAAGUACUCCCACGUGUAAUCUUUCUCGUAAAAAUGACUGCUAAUCCCAUGUGAUUCUACUGUCAA
This is a messenger RNA of Suillus subalutaceus, 1395 nucleotides long. Its product is annotated as quinone oxidoreductase putative. Gene Ontology annotation, molecular function: oxidoreductase activity. The coding region runs from base 62 to 1105 and encodes 347 amino acids. The transcript has 11 exons. Lineage: Eukaryota; Fungi; Basidiomycota; Agaricomycetes; Boletales; Suillaceae. The record is from RefSeq and is a predicted model, not a curated record.